Pecten maximus is the source of this 3674-nucleotide messenger RNA. RefSeq names its product ADP-ribose glycohydrolase OARD1-like. Bases 253 to 795 code for a protein of 180 amino acids. NCBI's taxonomy places the organism in Eukaryota, Metazoa, Mollusca, Bivalvia, Pectinida, Pectinidae. The record is from RefSeq and is a predicted model, not a curated record. The transcript has 4 exons. Gene Ontology annotation, biological process: peptidyl-glutamate ADP-deribosylation.
GACAUGCGAUGUGUCAACUUUAGCCUAUAUUGGCGAAAUUUGAAAUUUAAAACCCCCGAAACCAAACCAUAAUUUUCGAGAGGAAAAAACUAUUUCCAACGACUGCCAAUAGAGCUAUACAAGUCCAUGGCUUUAAAUCAAAAGUGAAAGCGGAAGUGCUAAUAGCGGAAGUUGUUUGAACGCUAAGGCAGCAAUCCAGAGCACAUAUUGCACAGGCGUAUCGUAACACAUUUAUGUGUACAUGAAAAACGUAUGCAGUUAUUGAGGAUUUUCUCGGGUUUCAUACAAGUACCAGUUCACAAUAUAGUAAGGAGUAUGGCUACUGUGUCAUGUACAUCUUCUGGUGUGAGUUUCAAGUUUAAUCAGGUAGAGGGUGAUUUGUUUUCCUGUGGAGACAAAGAGUCCUUAGCCCACUGUAUUAGUGAGGAUGUCCGUAUGGGGAAAGGAAUUGCUGUCUUGUUCAAGAAAAAGUUUGGCAGAGUGGAUGAGCUGAAGGCAAUGAAGAAGAAAACUGGUGAAUUAGCAGUUCUGCGUGAUGGAAGACGAUUUAUUUACUACCUCAUAACAAAACCCAAGGCGCAUGAUAAACCAACUUAUGACACCUUGAAAUCCAGUCUGAAGGAGAUGAAGAAACACUGUGUAAGGAACAAUGUAACAUCAUUGUCCAUGCCUUGUAUUGGUUGUGGUCUGGACCGUCUAAACUGGGAGGAGGUCUCCACAAUGAUAUGUGAACUCUUCUCUGACACAAACAUGACAAUCACAGUUUACCAGCUACCUCCCAAACCCAAAACAUAGGAAAAAAUUAAUGUAUGUUAGUCAUCUUUCUACUGAUACAAUGUUUAAAGUGCCAAUGUUUUACCCGUAUAUUGCAACAAGGUUGGUUUCGCAUUAGGUAUCAUGAUGCAGAUUUGAAAAUUUAUUUUCGUAAUACAUUAAUAUUAUUGCAUAUAUGAUAUAUGAUGGAACAGUCUAACUGAUAGGUAUUAACAAUACCUUGUCUGGAUAAUAACUUUGUUAGCUCGUUCAAUAGGUACAUUCCCCAAUCUAUGAUCAUAACAUGACAGUGUCACGGACCACAUAUAUAGAGCGUGGGUUGAAGAUUUAUGCCAAGUCACUGUAUAACAUGCUGUAACAAGAGCGGUCGUCCGUCUGUCCGUCUGUCCGUCCGUCCGUCUGUCCGUCCAUCUCUCUGUCUGACUAUCUCUCCGUCCGUCCAUCUGUCCAUGAAAUUUUAACUCCUGAAAAACUAUAAGCAGCUGGGCACUGAUAUUUGGCUAGGAGGUACCAGGGAUAUUAGAGUACAUUAAAGUUUACUCAUAUAAAUGACCUUGAUCUAUUCUCAAGGUCACUGCUAGGGGCUAAUAAUGUUAAAAACUUCAAGAAGCUUCUUAAGUUCUAGAAGAUCCAAUCCUGGUAUGUUUCCAGGAGGUGUGGCAUAGUUCUCUUAAUAUCCCUCAUAUAAAUGAUCUUUAUCUAAUUUCAAGGCCAUGAUAAUCAAAUACAUGCACUUCAAAAUUUGUUUGAGAAUUCACUUACCAAGAUCUAGAAGACCUAGGUUACCUGUACUCAUCUUAGACAGUAGGUACAUUUUGUACCUGUUAUGAAAUGGUAUAAAGAUUCAAGGUCAUUGGGGUCAAACUUUUGAAAUUCAUUUUAGAAUCAUCUCAAGUUCUAGAACACCCAGGGUCCUUGUUUUUGGCCAGAGUGUACCUGCUAUUGAAUAUAUGCUAUGAAACUUCUCUAUACCAAUAACCUUGACCUGUUUUGAAGGUAAUAGGGGUCAAAUAUGUUAAAAACUUCUAUGAUUUUCGUCUUAAGGACAAAAGACCUAGAUGAUUUAUAUUUUUUCUGUGGCUACUUAUGGAAGAGAGCUUAUAACAUUACUCAUACUGUUGACUGUGACUUAUUUUCAAGGUCGCCAUGGUGAAACAUGAAAUAUGUCGACCCAGAGAUCUGAUAUUUGUCCAGUAGGUACUUACAAUAGAGUGAUUUAGAUUUUCCUCAUAUAAGUGACCUUUUGUUCUUUCAUCAAGGUCAUAGGGGCUAAAUAGUUCAAAAUAAUGAAAAAAAACCCCCAUGGUAAUGAGGAAUGCUGUAUAUUGUUUCCACAUUUGAAUAAUCUUGAUUUUCAAGGUCACUGGGAUCAAAUGUGUUAAAAUAAUUGAACUGAAUUUUCCAAAGUAUUCCAUUGAUUCUUGCAUAUAACUUUAAAUUUCAAAAAGCAAUGGGGUAAAGACUGAUACUACAUACAGUCAACAUACCUUAUUGCUAAAUGUAUCUGGGUUCAUGUAGGUUAUAUAUAUAUUUAUCAAAAACACCAGCACAGAUAGUAUUUGUUAUUUCAGUACCAAUGGUCUUCUCAAAAGGCAACUGGCUGUUAACACAUCAAUUCAUUACCCUACAUUAUGAUUCACGAAUGAACCAGUGAAAGUUAUCACCUCCAUCAGAAAUACAAUGUACCAUUUCCUGAAGCAUCACAAACAUAUAAUGGUCAACAUGAACACUCCGAAUAGUAAUAUUGUCAUUACUUCUUACUGGUCAUGAGAGCAUUUCAGGCUCUCUGGGCCACUUGCUAGUCCAAAGUAGCCCUGAACAAAUUAUAUGUGUCUUUGGAGUGUCCAGUAUUUGUUUCAUAUAAGCUAGCAAUCACCUGUACUAAAGCAAUUAAAUGAGAUAAGUUAUUUUCAGAUUUUCAGUUUUUUUUCUCCUGUUUUUGAUAAAUCACAUGAUUUACCCGAGUAGGAGAAGUAAAAUCAAUGUUUGUAGUUUAUAACAUCUACUGUUGGAUGCAUAAACAAACUAGUACAUUAAUAUGUACUUGCAAAACCAUUAAAAAGUCUUCACCAAACUUUGUGAGUGUUCUAAAAUCCAAUUGUUUUCACAUAAAGUUUAUGUUUGAACAUCAGUAUUGAGUUGACAUAAGGAGACCAUUGAUUCAGUAUACAAAAAUUACCAUAUCAGCAGUGAUAUUGCCUUAUGUGUGCAGUGGAAUUGAGGUAACUCAUACAGAUGUUUGAGUGUGUGAAAGUGUAAUUUGAAAAAUAGGUCGAUAUGUAUAGAUAAUGUUUUAUAUAUAGCUACAGUAAUUACAUGGUAGAAUGAACUACUGACAAUCUGUUAUAAAAACAGUCAUAUUCACACAUUUUAGUUUGUAAUAAACUUGUAAAAGCUAGAUAUUUUAGUCCUGCAAAUGAAAAUGGAAUAUUGUGUGUGUUUUUGUAUUAAAAUGAAUAAGGUUGACUAUAUAAUUAUGACAUAUAUUUUUUGUUUUUGUUUUCUUUAGGUCAGGGAAUAUUAGUUUAUUGGAGACCUAGAUGGUUUUUGCUAUGUUUUAUUAUAUUAAAUUUCUUAACUGAACAGGUGAAUGAUCAUUGUAAUAGUUUUUGUACAUCGAUGGUUGUUUAUUCUCUAAGAUCAUGCUUCCCAUGGGUAUAUCCGUUGCUGAUAUCAUUUUCUUGUGAUGUUGUUGUAAAACUUUUAAUGUAAUUUAAUAAAUCUGUUAUUUGAUUGAAUUAAGACCUCUGUCAAUGUAACAAUACAUAUCAGAGAGAAAUGAUAUCAAAUGCAGAAAAUGACUUGGAUAUACAGGAAAUUAACAAAUCUGAAGACUAUCCCCGCAUAGCGUGUACGACAUUAUCAAUAAAACAGACAAAUUGUCACAAAGGGUUAUCAAA